AGUAAACUACAUCUUACUUACCUUCCUUUUUGGACUUGCUUUUGAUCCUCAUGUUCUUGUCAUGGCUGCAGCGCGAUUGCAGCAUGGAUAAACCCUAUCUUUGACAUUGGGCAGUGACUGUGAUCCGCCUUUGUUACGUUGACUACUAGAACCCACAGCUGCAAUCAUUGAUGCUCUUCGCAUUGAUUGCGUUGACACGAGGCUUUUCAUAGCUGGAUGGGUCUGAUCAUUUCUUUACGGCUAAUGGUGCUAUGCGGAUAGCGCGCGUGCGGGGGGUGCACCUCAACCGCGUUGAGAUACCAAGAUCAUAUUUUAUGGACAUGUAGGACUCGAUUUGUACUCUGUCUAUCUAACUUUGCUAUCUAUGUCAACUUCGUCUUUUGAAUCCUUAAACUUGGAUGAAUUCUCUUUGGAGAACCCCGUUAACAGCUCCGCAGGUCGGCGCAGCCGCUUGGUGUAUCUUAGCCGCGAUAGUGCUCCCUUCGCCGAAGUUGAAGACCUUUUCAACAAGGGAUGGCGACAUGGCAAGAAAGUCAGGCCACAGAUACAAGGGAUUUUUAAGAUCCUCUGGCCAGAUGGAAAUCUUGAGCCAUAUCUACAGUACAGGAAGCAGGUGCAGGACCGCAUAAGGGCUCGGAACAACGCAGGGAACGAGAAGUUGCUCUUCCACGGUACAAACAGGGCAUGUCUCCUGGGAGAAUCAUCAGGAAACGUUCUCUUGUGUGGCCUCAAAGAGUGCUACCUUUGCUCUAUCUUGCGCGCAUCUUUUGAUGUGAAGAGAUGCGGCACGAAGAACGCUUUCAAGAGGUUUGGGCAUGGUAUAUAUACCACUGCUUGCUCGUCAAAAGCUGAUGAUUAUUCGUGCAACUUGUCGCAAGAUGCGAGCCUCCGCACCAUGCUGGUCAAUCGCGUUGUCGUUGGGAGGCCGUACAAACGGUAUAGGAAUGCACCUGACCUCGUUAAACCUCCCGAUGGCUUUGAUUCCAUUACUGGUGAGAUUGGCUGGGACCUGAACCAUGAGGAAACCGUAUGCUACGCAAAUGACGCUGUGCGUCCUGCGUAUCUUAUUGUAUAUGGACACAAGCACAAAGAUUCGUUCAAGCCAAGCUUUAAGACCUUGAUGUCAGCGAUCUUCAAGACACCGUUAGUCUCAUGAACGGACAUUUGACUUUACCAUCACAUAUGCAUGGGAUGCUCGAGGGACAUUAUAUAUUGAUUUAUUCGAAUCAGCCAUCUACAGUUGUGGUACUAUUACUUGUAGCUAUAGAAGUAAGACCGGGCGAGGAUCGUGG
This is a messenger RNA of Suillus clintonianus, 1292 nucleotides long. RefSeq names its product ADP-ribosylation. The transcript is spliced from 8 exons. The record is from RefSeq and is a predicted model, not a curated record. The coding region runs from base 365 to 1156 and encodes 263 amino acids. Gene Ontology annotation, molecular function: NAD+ poly-ADP-ribosyltransferase activity. Lineage: Eukaryota; Fungi; Basidiomycota; Agaricomycetes; Boletales; Suillaceae.